GAGAGAAGAGGCUGAUCCAUGUUAAUUUUUAACAGAUGUGUCCACUCACUCACUUCGAUCUCCUACAUAUCAGUGAAGUUUCUGUUAAACUACACUGAACAGGACAUUAACGGCUGUAAAGAUGCGUGGUAUCUUCAGUUGUUGUACACUCACAGCACUGCUGCUGUCUGCAGCCUGGGCAGACCCCCACAGCUCUGGACACAGCCAUACUGAUGAUACUAGCUGCCACAGGCUGUCCUCCCCCAAUGCUGACUUUGCCUUUGCCCUCUACAAAAGUCUGAAGGCCAACACUGCUGCUGGAAAGAACAUCUUCUACUCACCGCUGGGAAUCUCCACCAUCCUGUCCAUGGUGUCUGCAGGAGCUGGAGGUGAAACCCACAGCCAGCUGUUCUCCACCUUGGGCUACAGCGCCUUCAACCAAACCCAGGUCAAUGAAGCGUACAAACAUCUCUUUGACGUCCAUGGACACAGUCAGGAGAAUCUACAGCUGGAUGUAGGAAAUGCUGCUGCAGUGCGCUCUGGCUUCAAUCCUCUGGAGACGUUCCUGAAUGAUGUCAAGGAGUUUUACUCUGGUGAGAUCUUCAGCGUCAGCCAGGAUCUCUCUGAGGCUGCAGCUGAGAUCAACAGAUUUAUUGCAAAUAAAACCCAGGACAAGAUCAGAGACAUGGUGAAGAACCUGGAUCCUGACAUGGUCAUGGUGCUGAUCAACUACAUCUACUUUAAAGGACUGUGGGAGAACCCGUUCCAAAGUUCUAUGACACAUAAGACUGAAUUUCAUGUGGACAAGACCACCAAAGUUCAGGUAGACAUGAUGUCAAGGACCGGGUACUAUAAGGCCUACUGGGACAGAGCAAACCACACCACUGUCAUCAGUCUGCCUUACAAGGGCGACGCCUCCAUGAUGAUCGUCCUGCCUGAUGAAGACAAGAUGGAGGAGGUGGAGGGCUAUAUCAACAAGGACCACAUCAGACGUUGGAGGAACUCAGUCUCUAUGAGAUAUAUAAGACUGUUCAUGCCAAAGUUUUCCGUCUCUACUGAUGCUUCCCUGGAGAGCACUUUGAAAGAAAUGGGCAUCAUAAAUGCUUUUGAAGACAACGCUGAUUUCUCUGGUAUAUCUGAAGACUUACCGCUCAAAAUCUCAAAGGCGUCCCACAAGGCUGUGCUCAGAGUCACUGAGAUUGGAACAGAAGCAACAGCAGUCAGCACUGUGGAGUGGGUAUAUCUUAUGUUACCUCCAACCAUCAGUAUUGACAGACCAUUCCUGGUUUUCAUCAUAGAGAACUCCAGUGGGAGCAUCCUCUUCAUGGGCAAGAUCAGCAACCCAACAGCUGAGUGAAGAAUCCAAGAUAAUCAGUCCUACAUCUCAUCAGUGGAGAAUAAUUUAUUGUAAAAUCAGGACUCAUCUGUAAACACUAGGGAUGGGACUCACUCAUUAGCUUACAAAUCGGAUAAAACUAGAUACUGCAGGCUAUGAUACAAUGGCUGAUAAUACAGAGUUCCUGUAAUGGUUUAAACUGUACAGUGCCAUGAUUCUUUUUGCAUAUUUAUCACACUUAAAUAUUUUGGAUCAAACCAAUUUUAAUAUAUCACAAAGACAACCCAAGUAAAAACAAAAUGCCAUUUCUAAAUGAUGAUUUAAUUCAUUAAGGGGAAAAAAUCCAACCUAACUGGCCCUAUAUGAAAAAGGGAUUGCCACCUUAAACUAAUAACUGAAAUCAAGUGUCUGAAUUAACUGGUGAUGAGUCUUUCGCAUCGCAAAAUCAAGAAAUUUACAGUAGACUAAAUAUUACAGGCCUCUGACUCAGCAGAAUUUACAUGUCAAGAUUUAAAAUAAAUUUGAUUCUUCA
Molecule: messenger RNA, 1847 nt
Organism: Cheilinus undulatus (humphead wrasse)
Lineage: Eukaryota; Metazoa; Chordata; Actinopteri; Labriformes; Labridae
Product: alpha-1-antitrypsin homolog
Exons: 5
Coding region: 122-1336 (404 amino acids)
Biological process (GO): negative regulation of endopeptidase activity
Molecular function (GO): serine-type endopeptidase inhibitor activity
Source: RefSeq, a predicted model, not a curated record